Messenger RNA from Galendromus occidentalis (western predatory mite), 1482 nucleotides. RefSeq names its product nicotinamide N-methyltransferase. The record is from RefSeq and is a predicted model, not a curated record. The coding region runs from base 63 to 1034 and encodes 323 amino acids. Gene Ontology annotation, cellular component: cytosol. Lineage: Eukaryota; Metazoa; Arthropoda; Arachnida; Mesostigmata; Phytoseiidae. The transcript is spliced from 3 exons. Gene Ontology annotation, molecular function: N-methyltransferase activity.
GUCGUCGUCGUCGUGUAACUCGGUAUCGCAUCCGGUAACCGCAGCUCACAUAUCUUCCAGGAAUGGUGCGCACAGCAAACAAGACCGUGAGGUUCGGAUCCUCACCGCAGUCGCUCGAGCGCAAUUCGCUCAAGCGCCAGAAACAGCUCCGCAGCCACAUCGGUAUUCCAAUCGACCCCGUGGAGAAAUUCAAAGUGUACGUCGAACUCCGUCGGAGGUACCGCGAAGAGUUCAAUGCGGUCCUCUAUCAGCAGCUCAUGCGUGAGUUCACAUCGGUGCAUCGAUUUUUCCUCGAGUGUCUCCACGACUUCUUCAAUGGACACUACGCGAAGCUGCAGCAGGCAGAAGCGAAGAAGUAUCGUUAUCCAGACGUCGAGUACUUCGAUCACCUGAAGAUGUUGGAUCUCGGCUGCGGCCCCACCGCGUAUGCAAGCCUCAGUGGAUCGCAGUUCAUCCGGAACAUCGUGAUGGCAGAUUUCACCCAUGCAAACCUCAUCGAGUUGAACAAAUGGAGAAACGAUAUGGCUGACGCGUUCGAUAUCAGUUUCCUGGCGAAGGUUGUCGCUGCCCUCGAAAACAAAGGCAACAUGCUUGAUGGCGGGUACGAGAUUAUCCGUCGCACAAAGGAUGCCGUGAGCAAAACGUGCCGAUGUGACGUCACGGCCCCGUUCAUUCUGCAAGAGAGUCAGAACGACGCGAGAUUCGAUGUGGUAGUGUCUUCGACUUGUUUGGAAGCCGCCUGUCUCGAUGUGCCCACGUAUGAAAACGCCGUUUGGAAGAUCGCACAGCAAAUGCUCAAACCCGGAGCUUUCUUCAUCCAGUGCGGUCUGACUGGAACCACUGGCUACACAAUCGGUCAGACGACGUUCGACUGCUUGCCUCUUAGCGAUGACAUCGUCACGAAGGCUAUCGACAACGCUGGCCUCAAAACUAUAUCCUUCCAUCACCUGAGAAACCAGAGCCACCUCUACGGAGAUCGAUUCGAGUCGGCGUUCGUCAUCGUAGCGCAGAGAGUGCUCCCGAUUCCGACGUAGAACGUCUUGGAUCCUACCGGGAUUGCAUCUGUCGAGACCGCAAAUAUAGGGGAGGUCCCGGACGGAGGUUGUAGGUAAUUGCUCUUUCGAUAAUAAUCGACGAAAACUGUCAGAUUGUUAAAGAGGAGCGUCGAUGGAUGCUAUACAUAUAAGUUUACAGCCAGUGCAACGCUGGUGCUGUUUUGACGUAACGCGAGAGAAGCUGAUGAAUGAACUGUCGGUGUUUUUCUACACGAAACUACAUGUCUCAUAAUCGCGAAUGUUUGCUGUUUCCCCGGAGCCACUGUAACUCACAAAGUAAUUCCGAUGUAAAUAGACUCGCAACGCGAUCGGUCGCGCGCUUGUGUUCAAAGGGCUCCGAGUGUACCUUUGAGCGGUCAGAUUUGUACAAUGAAGCUCAUGUGUCCCAUACUUCGACAUCAAAUCAUGAAUAAAAAACGUAACUCAU